Messenger RNA from Solanum verrucosum, 2076 nucleotides. RefSeq lists its product as uncharacterized. Gene Ontology annotation, biological process: spliceosomal complex assembly; mRNA splicing, via spliceosome. Lineage: Eukaryota; Viridiplantae; Streptophyta; Magnoliopsida; Solanales; Solanaceae. Gene Ontology annotation, molecular function: protein binding. The record is from RefSeq and is a predicted model, not a curated record. Bases 1 to 2052 code for a protein of 683 amino acids. The transcript has a single exon. Gene Ontology annotation, cellular component: Prp19 complex; post-mRNA release spliceosomal complex; U2-type catalytic step 2 spliceosome.
AUGGCUUCGGGUUACCUCAAUCGGAAGGAAACGGAGGUAAAGGUUGCUAUAGCUAGGCGGGUGAAGAACAAAAACCCAGCCCCAAUCCAAAUCACGGCGGAGCAAAUCCUCCGAGAAGCUAGGGAACGUCAAGAGGCAGAAAUCAGACCGCCCAACCAGAAAAUCACUGACCAAACAGAAGUAGCUGAUUACCGCCUUCGCAAGCGAAAGGAAUUUGAAUCCUUAAUUAGCCGUGUAGGCUGGAACAAGAGUGUGUGGGUGAAAUAUGCUGAAUGGGAAGAAUCACAAAACGACUUGAAGCGUGCUCGUUCUAUCUGGGAACGUGCACUUGUAAUUGAUGCGCUUAACCGUGACCAUACCAUCUGGUUGAAGUAUGUGCAUAUGGAGAUGAAGAAUAAGUUUGUUAAUCAUGCUCGCAAUCUAUGGGAUCGAGCUGUUAUCCGUUUGCCUAGGGUUGAUCAGUUGUGGUACAAGUAUAUUCAUAUGGAAGAGAUGCUCGGCAAUGUAGCUGGCGCAAGAGGUAUUUUUGAGAGGUGGAUGGGGUGGAUGCCGGACCAGCAAGGGUGGUUGUCUUACAUUAAGUUUGAGUUGAGGUAUAAUGAAACAGAGAGGGCAAGAGAAAUUUUUCAGAGAUUCGUGCAGUGUCAUCCGAAAGUUAGUGCUUGGAUUAGGUUUGCAAAAUUUGAGAUGAAGAAUGGGGAGAUAGGGAGGGCAAGGAAUUGUUAUGAGAGGGCUGUGGAUAAGUUGGCAGAUGACGAUGAGGAAGCUGAGCAGUUGUUUGUGGCAUUUGCAGAGUUUGAGGAAAAGUGUAGGGAGACGGACAGAGCAAGGUUCAUAUAUAAAUUUGCACUUGAUCACAUACCGAAAGGGCGAGCUGAAGAUUUGUACAGCAAGUUUGUGGCAUUUGAAAAGCAGUAUGGUGAUAGGGAAGGUAUUGAGGAUGCUAUAGUUGGAAAAAGUAGGUUUCAGUAUGAGGAUCAAGUAAAGAAGAAUCCACGUAACUAUGAUACGUGGUUUGAUUAUAUUCGUCUAGAAGAGAGCAUUGGAAAUAAAGAGAGGAUUAGAGAGGUUUAUGAAAGAGCCAUUGCUAAUGUUCCUCCUGCUGAAGAGAAGCGGUAUUGGCAGCGAUACAUUUACUUAUGGAUUAAUUAUGCAUUAUAUGAAGAGCUUGAUGCACAAGACAUGGAAAGGACCAGACAUGUCUACAGGGAGUGUCUUAAGUUGAUUCCGCAUCACAAGUUUUCAUUUGCAAACAUUUGGUUGUUGGCUGCCCAGUUUGAGAUUCGGCAGUUAAGACUCAAGGAGGCGCGGCUAUUACUUGGAGAAGCAAUUGGAAGGGCUCCUAAAGACAAAAUAUUUAAGAAGUACAUUGAGAUAGAGCUGCAUUUUGGGAACAUAGACCGUUGCAGAAAGCUUUAUGAGAAGUACUUAGAAUGGUCACCUGAAAAUUGCUAUGCUUGGAGCAAAUUCGCUGAGUUAGAGAGGUCCUUGUAUGAAACGGAGAGAGCCAGAGCUGUUUUUGAGCUUGCAAUUGACCAACCUGCACUGGAUAUCCCAGAGUUACUAUGGAAGGCUUACAUCGACUUUGAGAUCUCUGAGGGUGAAUUUGAAAGAACAAGAGCACUAUAUGAAAGACUUCUUAACCGCACGAAACAUUUAAAGGUGUGGAUAAGUUAUGCAAAGUUUGAGGCUUCAGCUAUGGGGGGUUCAGAUAUCAAACAGAAAAAGAAGUGCUUGCAACAUGCCAGAGAUGUCUUUGAGAGGGCCGUUUCUUACUUGAUAAAUUCGGCACCUGAACUGAAAGAAGAAAGAGUAAUACUUCUUGAAGAAUGGAUAUAUAUGGAAAACAAUUUUGGUGAGCUUGGUGAUGCCAAUUUAGUCCGUGCCAAACUACCAAAGAAACUGAAGAAGAGAAGGCAAAUAGAGACGGAGGAUGGUCCAGCAGCGUACGAGGAGUACAUAGACUAUCUUUUUCCUGAGCAGACUACUAAUAUGAAACUCUUGGACUCUGCUUAUAAAUGGAAGAAGCAGCGAGUUGCAUCCAAGGAUUAGCCAGAUUCUGUGUUUGCUUACAUU